Messenger RNA from Fukomys damarensis (Damara mole-rat), 1898 nucleotides. RefSeq names its product family with sequence similarity 219 member B (gene Fam219b). The record is from RefSeq and is a predicted model, not a curated record. The annotation marks the transcript as partial. The transcript is spliced from 4 exons. Lineage: Eukaryota; Metazoa; Chordata; Mammalia; Rodentia; Bathyergidae.
GGACAAGGAGACGCGGCUGACUCGGCCCUUUGCUUUCCAGAGAAGCACCGGGACUUGGCCAAGGCCGUGCUGCGGAGGAAAGGUGUGCUGGGCGCCCUGCCGAGCCGCCCCGACUCUACUGGGAGAAGGUCAGUGAAGUUUAACAAGGGCUACACUGCUCUGAGCCAGAGUCCAGAUGAGAACCUCGUGUCCCUCGACUCUGACAGUGAUGGGGAGCAGGAAUCCAGAUACUCCUCCGGGUACUCCUCUGCCGAGGUGAACCAGGAUGUGAACCGGCAGCUGCUACAGGAUGGCUACCACCUGGAUGAGAUUCCAGAUGAUGAGGACCUGGACCUCAUUCCACCUAAGCCUAUGGCCUCCUCCACGUGCACUUGCUGCUGGUGCUGUCCUGGGGACUCUUAUUGUACCCUACAGUAGACAGAAGCCUCCCGCACAGGCCCUGCUCACCAUGUGACAGAUACAACCUGCUGGCCUUUAUGCUCAGAACACAUUGGGGACGCUGUCAGCCCAGAAUCACUGGAGGUACCGGCCCUCUGCGGUCAGGGUCUAUAGGGAGCCCUCAUCCAGUGCUUCUUGGGCCAGAGGCCCAUCUGGGCCAUGGGCUUGAUGAGUGGAAUUCUGCAGUUUCCUCCAUUGUCAGUGCAGUUUGGAAAGCUGCUUUAGUAAGGGCAGGAGCAGAGGAAUUAGGGUUCACAUGGUGACUGAUGGAGGUGGCCGAGAAGCAUACUUGCAAAUGUAUAGACUGGUGUUUGCCAUGAUUCUCAAGGGAAGGGACAGCUUUUGUGUCUGAGCUGUGUUGGCAGUGCUGUGGGAGGCAGAAGAUAGCACUUCAUAGUUUGCAGUUGGGACUCUGAAAAGGAAUUUAACUGGGACAGCUCAGGAAAUUCCAUAUGCUGUCCUAUGCUCUUCCUGUCUCUUAGGUUCACAGGUGUGACCUUCAAAGCAGGUCCCUCUGUCCCCCUUCAAGUUAAUACCUGUCUGGCUGUGGCAGACAGUGUAGCGGGUUGCUAACAGGAUCGUGGCUUCCAGAAUCCCUGGACCUGGGACAGCUGUCCGGUGGGUUAACUUGGUUGGCCCCUCCUUAGAGGAAAACUGCUUCAUCCUAGACAUUUAUUUAUUUGUAUUUCCCUGUUCUUGGCUGGCUUCUCCACCCAUCUUGAACUGAGGUUGGGUUAGAGGUAAUGGGGCUGGCCCCAGGUACCUGCAGUUUUUGUGACUCCCAGUAGACACAGCUAUUGCAAGGGCAGUCUCAUGCCUUUUUGCUCAGCCUUGUACAUUCUGACACAGCAGUGGGUCCCCUUGGUGUACUGGUGUGUGGUGUGGCUUGGAUAGAGACUGAAGCGAUCAGGCAGAAAGGGAAGGAGAGACCCUAAGCCAGCUGCCAGGAGCAGUAGUCCCAGUGGUCAGUGCAGAGCUGUUCUUCAGCCAGGGCCACCCUAUGGUCGGACCCUUCUGUGCCUCUACCAGUGCUUGCCUCAUGUGUGAGGCCCUGGGAAAAUCCACAUGGACUGGAAGCCUUGGGGUGAAUGCUGCUGACAGUCAUGAGUGCUGUGACCAAGCUGGAGAAUUUCUCUUGCUAUCCCAAGCCUCCCUACAAUCCACCCCCUUUGCCUCCCUCAGGUGUGGUGUGGUUGGAAAGUGGGUGCAUGUAGGGUGAGAGUGUGGAGCAUCCAGUCUCUUGCCUCCCCCCCAUGUUCUGUGACCACUGAGGGAUGGUAGAGACUCUUGGCUCCACCAGAAGAGAUGGGUAGGAAGAGAAAGCCCACUGUGUUCCUUGUCAAACACUGUCCUUGGGAAGGCCAUCCUAGCAGGACUUGGUAGCUUCUGGCUUUUUGUUUUGUUUUGUUUUUUUGAGAUAGGGUCUCACUAUGUAGUUGAGACUGACCUGGAACUCACUA